AUGCAGAGUCACACCCACAGCAAGCUCUCACACAUGCAGUCACACCCACAGCAAGCUCUCACACAUGCAGAGUCACACCCACAGCAAGCUCCCACACAUGCAGAGUCACAUCCACAGCAAGCUCUCAGACGUGCAGAGUCACACCCACAGCAAGCUCUCACACACACAGAGUCACACCCACAGCAAGCUCUCACACGUGCAGAGUCACACCCACAGCAAGCUCUCACACGUGCAGAGUCACACUCACAGCAAGCUCUGACACAUGCAGAGUCACACCCACAGCAAGCUCUCACACGUGCAGAGUCACACCCACAGCAAGCUCUCACACAUACAGAUUCACACCCCCAGCAAGCUCUCACACGUGCAGAGUCACACCCACAGCAAGCUCUCACACGUGCAGAGUCACACUCACAGCAAUCUCUCACACGUGCAGAGUCACACUCACAGCAAGAUCUGACACAUGCAGAGUCACACCCACAGCAAGCUCUCACACAUGCAGUCACACCCACAGCAAGCUCUCACACAUGCAGAGUCACACCCACAGCAAGCUCCCACACAUGCAGAGUCACAUCCACAGCAAGCUCUCACACGUGCAGAGUCACACCCACAGCAAGCUCUCACACACACAGAGUCACACCCACAGCAAGCUCUCACACGUGCAGAGUCACACCCACAGCAAGCUCUCACACGUGCAGUCACACCCACAGCAAGCUCUCACACAUACAGAGUCACACCCACAGCAAGCUCUCACACAUACAGAGUCACACCCACAGCAAGCUCUCACACGUGCAGAGUCACACCCACAGCAAGCUCUCACACGUGCAGAGUCACACUCACAGCAAGCUCUCACACAUGAAGAGUCACACCCACGGCAAGCUCUCACACGUGCAGUCACACCCACAGCAAGCUCUCACGCGUUCAGAGUCAAACCCACAGCAAGCUCUCACACGUGCAGAGUCACUCUCACAGCAAGCUCUGACACAUGCAGAGUCACACCCACAGCAAGCUCUCACACGUGCAGAGUCACCCUCACAGCAAGCUCUGACACAUGCAGAGUCACACCCACAGCAAGCUCUCACACAUGCAGAGUCACAUGCACAAGCAGAGAGGGAUUCAAUGGAACUACUGGCAUAUAGACCUAUGGGGACUGCUCUGGAGACUAGAGGGAAAUUGUGGUAG
Molecule: messenger RNA, 1179 nt
Organism: Pseudophryne corroboree (corroboree frog)
Lineage: Eukaryota; Metazoa; Chordata; Amphibia; Anura; Myobatrachidae
Product: LIM domain-containing protein A-like
Exons: 1
Coding region: 1-1179 (392 amino acids)
Source: RefSeq, a predicted model, not a curated record